Messenger RNA from Bactrocera oleae (olive fruit fly), 1524 nucleotides. The record is from RefSeq and is a predicted model, not a curated record. Lineage: Eukaryota; Metazoa; Arthropoda; Insecta; Diptera; Tephritidae.
UGUAUAAUUCCGGUAAAACAACAUAUUUGUUUCAAAAAAUUCCUAUAUACUUUAAUUCAUUCUCCUAUAAAUUAAUAUAAUGAUAGUUGUGUAAUGCCUAAUCAAAGUCGUAAAAUCAGUUAUCAUGUAUGUACAUACAUAUGUACAAAUGUAAAGUUCUCUAAAGUAGUUGAUUGGAUAAGACGAAAAAGAUAUAUGUGUGGUUGUGUUUAUGCUUCAACCAUGAAUUCUGUAAUUAUUGUUUAGUGCAGACAAUAUUAUUUUGAAACUUUUUAAGCCUCUUAAAACUGUUUGCUAAACUGUUUUCUCAUAUUAUGCUAUGGUGCUUUUCAACGGCUCUAAGCGUGGAGCCCAUUGUGCUUGUGCACGGCGGUGCCGGUUCCAUCACGGAUGCUCAAUUGCCUGUGGCAUUACAUGGAGUCAAAACGGCAGCACGCGUCGGCUUCGAGACACUCAAAUGUGGCGGUAGUGUGUUGGAUGCCGUGCAGCAAGCGGUGCGUUCAAUGGAAAUCAAUCCACAAUUCAAUGCUGGCUAUGGUUCGGUGCUCACUUGGGAGGGCAAAGUGGAAAUGGAUGCCGCCAUCAUGAACGGUGUGGAUUUGGAUGCGGGUUGUGUUUCCGUAGCACGCGACAUUUAUCAUCCUAUCGAUUUGGCACGUCGUGUUAUGGAGAAGACACGACACAAGUUUCUUUCGGGCGAAGGUGCAAUGCUUUUCGCAGAGGAAGAGAAUUUCGAAAUUCUACCCGAGGGCGCUUUGGUCACGAAUAAGUCACAGAAGGCACUUGAAGACUACAAGAACAGUUUGAAUGCAACGACAAAAAAAUUGUGCAAUACCGAUUUGAAUAUUGGAUGCCCUUGUGAUAUACAAGGUGUGCUGUCGUAUUCUGUUCUCAAUAAUUUCCUCAAAGAAUACGGUUCACAGGGCACAGUCGGUGCUGUUGCCAUUGAUGAAUUGGGCAAUUUGGCUGCCGCUACUUCCACGGGUGGCAUAACAGGUAAAAUGCCCGGACGUGUUGGUGACUCACCAUUAUUAGGGGCUGGCACAUAUGCUGAUAACGAAGUGGGCGCCAUAUCGGCUACAGGUCAUGGUGAGACUAUUAUGCGUUACAAUGUCGCCUCGCGUAUUUUGGCUUAUAUUAAAUAUGAAAAUAUGACCGCUGAAGAGGCGUCAGCGAAAGUCUUGAAGGACAUGAGGCAACGUUUCGAGCAGACAGCCGGCGUAAUAAGUCUCGAUAGGGAGGGCAAUGUGGGCAUCAACUUUACAACGGCACGCAUGACUUGGGCCUAUCAACGCGGCGAAGAGCUACAUUACGGUGCGGAUCCGAAUGAAGAUAAUGUUGACAUAGUAGGCGAACCGCGCCUAAGCGCUUUGGAUUUGUGUGUUUAAUUAAGGCUUUUUACUGUUGCUGGAGUAAGAUAAGUUGUCUGGUAUUAUUGUUAUAAGCAAAAUUUAAAGCAAUAUAAUUCUAAAUUUUUAUGUAUGUAGCAGCAGAGAACUUAAAAGAAUGAGUAGUUCUCUGGUA